AUGGCAAAGCCCAAGUACACCUUCGUGGUCGAACAUCUUGACCCGGAACUUGGACCGUGGUCCGCCCUUGAAUACCGGACCAUCGCUAAAGAAUCGAGCGAAUCUGGAUGUCACUUUAUCCUGUCAUCUGUACCACAGUCCUUGUUGGACACUCAAGAUGUGAAGAGUCUGCAAAAAGUAGGUGCAGAGGGAAGGACGGACAGUAUUGAAACGUAUUAUGCGCACAAGAAGGAGAAGAUCUGUCUACUGGAUCCUGCGGCAAAGCAGGAGUUAGAGCCUGCCGAUGCCAAUGACUUCGACGUCUUCUUGUUUGGAGGGAUAUUGGGUGAUGAUCCUCCUAGAGAUCGAACCAGCGAGUUGCGAAAGAAGGGCUUUUUGGGACGUCGACUCGGUCCCAAGCAGAUGACAACGGACACUGCUGUGCGAGUAACACGCAUGGUUGUACUUGACCAAAUACCACUUGAGAAAAUCCCAUAUGUUGACUAUCCUGAGUUGAAGCUGGAUGAGCAUGAGACUACCGAAAUGCCAUUUCGAUAUGUCACGGAUUCUUCUGGCAAGCCUAUUAUGCCCGAGGGUAUGAUCGACUUGAUCAAAGCUGAUGCCGACAAAGCAUUCGACAACCUCGAUUUCGCUGAUGAAGUUGAGGGACUCGAGAACCUGAAAGUCAACCAGCCUUGA
Molecule: messenger RNA, 678 nt
Organism: Exophiala viscosa
Lineage: Eukaryota; Fungi; Ascomycota; Eurotiomycetes; Chaetothyriales; Herpotrichiellaceae
Product: carboxypeptidase D
Exons: 5
Coding region: 1-678 (225 amino acids)
Biological process (GO): peptidyl-arginine methylation
Molecular function (GO): protein-arginine omega-N monomethyltransferase activity
Source: RefSeq, a predicted model, not a curated record